Microdochium trichocladiopsis is the source of this 1695-nucleotide messenger RNA. RefSeq names its product Pleckstrin homology domain-containing protein. The transcript has 3 exons. NCBI's taxonomy places the organism in Eukaryota, Fungi, Ascomycota, Sordariomycetes, Xylariales, Microdochiaceae. The coding region runs from base 1 to 1695 and encodes 564 amino acids. The record is from RefSeq and is a predicted model, not a curated record.
AUGGCCGACGCACAGAAGCCCGUUGAGGUCCCCGAGACCACCCCGGCCGUUACCGAGCCCGUCGCUACCGAGACUGCUGCUCCCGCCGCCACCACCACCGAGACUGAGCCUGUCAUCGAGGCCGCCAAGACCGAGGAGGUUGCUGCGCCUGCCACCGAGGAGGCCAAGGCUGAGGAGACUGCGGCUCCUGCUGCCGAGGAGAAGAAGGUUGAGCCUGUCGAGGCUGGCACUCUUGAGCACAAGGGCGCCCCCGCCAGCUUCCCCAAGAACAUCAUCUACUCCAAGAACCACUUCUUCUUCGGCAGCGAGCCCGUCGCUGCCGACAAGCUGUCUGCUUACCAGAAGGGUGAGAAGGUCGCCGAGACUGCCCAGCACGUCAUCUCGUGGGCUGCCCACACCGGCAAGGGUCUGCUCUUCAUUGCCAAGGAGAACGACAAGUCCACCCCCGUCGGUGCUAUCCAGCUGUCUGAGGCUACUGAGCCCGCCACCGAUGGUGCCAACAAGUUCCACUUCACCUCCAAGGGCCACAAGCACACCUUCAAGGCCUCCUCCGCUGCUGAGCGUGACAACUGGGUUGCCCAGCUGAAGCUCAAGAUCGCCGAGGCCAAGGAGCUUGCCACAACUGUCACCGAGUCUGAGACCUACAAGACCACCCUUGAGAGCUUCAAGCCCGCCAAGAAGGAGACCGUUGCUGAGCCCGCCAAGGAGGAGGAGGCCGCGAAGACCGAGGAGACCAAGCCUGAGGAGGCUGCCGCCGUCCCCGUCAUUGAGGCCCCUGCCGCUGAGGCUGAGGAGCCCGUCAAGGAGGAGCCCAAGAAGGAGGAGGCCAAGCCCCGCUCUGCUAGCCGCAAGCGCACUUCCAUCUUCGGCAGCCUGCUCGGCAAGAAGGAGGAGCCCAAGGAGGAGGUCAAGCCUGAGGCCGCUGCUGCCACCGAGGAGGCCACCCCUGAGGUCGCCGCCGCUGAGCCCGUCGCUGAGGCUCCCGCUGCUGCCACCACCGAGGCUCCUGCUACCGAGACUGCUGCCACCGAGGCUGCCACCACUGAGCCCGCUGCUGAGAAGACCGAGGCUCCCGUCAAGCCUACUCCCACCAAGCGUUCCAGCAUCUUCGGCGGCUCUUUCUUCGGCAAGAAGAAGGCUGAGGCUGACUCUACCCCGGCCUCCCCUGCCGCUGAGACCGCCCCUGUCACUGAGGCCGCUCCCGUCGCCGAGACUGCCCCUGUCAUCCCUGCUGUCGAGACCUCCGCUCCCCUCUCUGCCGAGGUCAGCUCGCCCGCUACGGUCCCUACUGAGACCACCGAGGUCACCCCCGCCACUGGUGCUACUGAGACUAAGAAGGAGGUCAAGAGCGACAAGCGCAAGUCUUCGCUCCCCUUCCUCGGCAAGAAGGAGAAGGCCGUCAGCUCUGACGAGGAGGGCGAGAAGCCCAAGGGCGGCUACUUCUCCAAGCUCCGCCAGACCGUCAAGGGCAAGAGCAGCAAGCCCGCCGAGAAGGCUGCUGAGAAGCCCGCUGAGGACAAGCCUGCUGAGGAGGCUGCCGCCACCGAGGCCCCCAAGACUGAGGAGCCCGUUGCCGACGCUGCUAAGGUUGAGGAGCCCAAGGUCGAGGAGCCCGUCGUCGCUGCUCCUGCCACCGAGGAGGUCCCCGCCGCCGAGAAGCCGGCCGCUGCCACUCCCGUCACUGCUGCCGCAUAA